This is a messenger RNA of Prunus armeniaca (apricot), 705 nucleotides long. The record is from the annotation of a GenBank genome assembly. Lineage: Eukaryota; Viridiplantae; Streptophyta; Magnoliopsida; Rosales; Rosaceae.
AUGGGGGCGAUUCCAGUGGUCCGCUUCCCGAUCUUCAGGGCAGUGAGAGUGAUAGGAGUGGUAGUGGCUGCUCUAGUGCUCAUCUGGACCAUACGUUUCCGCGGAGGAUUGGCUCUCAUCUCAGACAACAAAGAUCUCAUUUUCAAUGUCCAUCCUGUGUUGAUGGUGAUUGGACUGAUACUCUUAAAUGGAGAAGCCAUGCUAGCAUACAAGACAGUUUCAGGAACAAAAAGCUUCAAAAAACUUGUUCAUCUUACGCUACAAUUCCUUGCCUUUUGUUUAAGUAUUAUUGGCGUAUGGGCUGCUUUGAAGUUCCACAAUGAUAAGGGCAUUGACAAUUUCUACAGCCUGCAUUCAUGGUUGGGUCUAGCUUGCCUAUUCCUCUUCACCCUCCAGUGGGUUGCUGGUUUUGUAACAUAUUGGUACCCAGGCGGCUCAAAAAAUAGCAGAGCUACCUUACUGCCAUGGCAUGUGUUUGUUGGUAUUUAUACUUAUGCCCUUGCUGUUGUUACUGUAACUACGGGUAUUUUAGAAAAAGCCACAUUCCUUCAAACCAACCACAUAAUCUCACGCUAUUCAACUGAGGCUUUGCUGGUGAAUUCUCUCGGAAUAUUGGUCGUUGUGCUGGGAGGUUUUGUGAUUCUUGCUGUUAUUACUCCCACCAAUAAUAAUAGAGGCGACGUUCUCAGAGGAUCGAUAGAGUAA